Messenger RNA from Vanessa tameamea, 1143 nucleotides. It is a transcript of the gene Dera, whose product is annotated as deoxyribose-phosphate aldolase. Lineage: Eukaryota; Metazoa; Arthropoda; Insecta; Lepidoptera; Nymphalidae. Gene Ontology annotation, biological process: deoxyribonucleotide catabolic process; carbohydrate catabolic process. Gene Ontology annotation, cellular component: cytoplasm. The transcript is spliced from 6 exons. Gene Ontology annotation, molecular function: deoxyribose-phosphate aldolase activity. Bases 153 to 1046 code for a protein of 297 amino acids. The record is from RefSeq and is a predicted model, not a curated record.
AUGUGAUAACAACUGAUGAUAACAAAUUAAAGUUAUAAAACUUUAUUUUGAUAAGAUAAUUUAAGAAUAAAACGCCAAUCAUUAGUUUAACAUAUUCACAAAAGUAAUUUUUACUAUUAAUAUUAAAUACUAUAAAAAAUAGAUCCCCUAAAAUGGUUCUCGUUUACGCAAAAACUUUAGAUACAACAACUUUAAGUCAUGUCUACAUUGAUAAAACAAGUGUCGAGUCCCAAAUAAAAAAUAUACUUAACAAAUAUCACAUAAAAAAUCGUACGAACUACAAAAAAUGGCUAUUAAAAGCCGUAUCUCUGAUUGAUUUGACCACUCUAUCGGGUGAUGAUACAAGGUCAAAUGUUACUAAACUCUGUGUUAAGGCUGCGUAUCCACUUUCCUUAAAAGAUAGUGCUACUCAGACUGCAGCGGUGUGUGUCUAUCCUAAUAGAGUUGCCGAUGCAAAUGAUGCUAUAAAAAAAUUGGGAUUUACAGGGAAAAUCCAAAUUGCGUCAGUUGCAACAGGCUUCCCAUCAGGUUUAUAUCCCUUGCAAACGAGACUGCUAGAAAUUAAAUUAGCUGUUGCCAAUGGAGCAUCUGAAAUUGACGUAGUUCUUGAUAGAAGUUUAGUUUUAAUGGGAAAAUGGGAUACUUUAUAUGAUGAGGUGCUUCAAAUGAAGAAGGAAUGUGGCAAUGCCCAUCUGAAAGUCAUCUUGGGUAUUGGAGAACUAGGAACAUAUGAGAAUGUGUACAACGCGUCCAUUGUAUCUAUGAUGGCAGGCGCUGACUUUAUAAAAACUUCCACCGGGAAAGAAGCGAUAAAUGCCACACUACCCGUAGGCUUGGUGAUGUGUCGAGCUAUUCGGAACUUUUACCAAAUGACUGGUACCAAGGUUGGAUUGAAGCCGGCUGGUGGUAUAAAGACGUCCCAGGAUGCAGUCAACUGGCUCAUUUUGAUUUACUCAGAGUUAGGUCCUGAAUGGCUUACACCUAAAUUGUUCCGCAUCGGAGCGUCUAGUCUCCUCACUGUUUUGGAAAAGGAUUUACUUCAAUAAAAACUUUGAAAAAAAACUAUUUUUAGUACUUUUAUAUGUAAUGUUAAAAAAUGUACAAAUUGUUGACUGUGUAAUAAACGACGGUGAUUAUUAAUUG